Molecule: messenger RNA, 609 nt
Organism: Phytophthora nicotianae INRA-310
Lineage: Eukaryota; Oomycota; Peronosporomycetes; Peronosporales; Peronosporaceae
Exons: 3
Coding region: 1-609 (202 amino acids)
Source: RefSeq, a predicted model, not a curated record
AUGAAGCACGAGUGUGCGUCCUGUGUCUCUCUUCAACAGGAAUUGCAGCAGCUGCGCGACUUAAGUGACCGAAGAGCUCAACGAGAUCAUGAUCAAUGCGUUGUCAUGUUUCAGAGGAUGCAAGAGCUGGUGAGGCUGAACGAAUCGUUAGUAAAAGGUUACAGCCGUACCGAUGGACAUAGUGAAGAUGGGAGUGCGUCGAAUUGUAGUAUCAUCGCAGAUGAAGAGUUUAAGGACAGUGAUGUCGAAAUGGAGGGUGCGACUGAGAGUGCUCAAACACAGAUAGAACGCAUGCAGGCGAUCAUUGUCCAGCAAGCGAAGGAGUUAGAGACGCUCAGACGAGUACAGCGAGGCGCUAUUGUCGACGGUUGCGUGCGGCAUCCAGUGAUCAAUCUAAACAAUCAACACGUGGAUGAGGAGGACCGGAUUGACAGCGAUGAGGAAGAUAAUGGCAAAGUCGAGGGCGGGCAGGAGAAUGAGAUGCGAAAUGCAGUAAACCGACAGGCUAAUCAACUGCGUAAACUGCCGCUGACCUCAUUGCAUGCCCAACUGAAAGGCAAGGACCUCCAAACUUCCAGCGAACUGCCCGAACGCAGCAAGCGCAUUUGA